AUGGAGGAUGUAUGCAAGAGAUUUGAUACCGAAUACGAAGUGACGAGAAAUGUUAGACACAGAAAUCUUGUUUCAGUGAUUACUACAUGUUCUAGUGACUAUAUAAGAGCCUUUGUUCUGCAAUUUAUGUCCAAUGGAAGUCUUGAGAAUUGGCUGUACAAAGAAGAUCGCCACUUGAACCUUCAUCAAAGAGUCACCGUAAUGCUUGAUGUAGCUAUGGCAAUUGAAUAUCUACAUCAUGGUCAUGUCACUCCAAUAGUUCAUUGCGACCUAAAGCCAGCCAACGUACUUUUGGAUGAAGAUAUGAUGGCUCAUGUUGGUGAUUUAGGCAUCUCUAAAAUUUUAGCCAUAAGCAAGUCCAUGGCUUAUACCGAGACAUUGGGCACUCUUGGAUACAUUGCACCAGUUGUAAAAAAUCUACUCAUUUUUUGGCCAAUGAUUGGACCAAAAAUACUUAUUUUUGCUCUUGGUUUGGUUGUUCUCAAUCUCGAGAACAACAAUUUCCACGGUGGCAUCCCUUAUGGACUUGGCGAAAUGCCUCGCUUGAAAGUUAUUGAUGUUAAAAACAAUCAGCUCAGCGGAAGUAUACCAACAAGUCUAUUUCAAAACCAAAGAGUUCAAGUAAUUUCAUUGGUUUUUAAUGAACUCAGUGGUGAAAUGUGGAGAGGGCCAUGGUAUGUACCAAAACUGAGAGUCUUAAAUCUCUGGAACAAUAGCCUCACCGGUAUAGUCCCUCCUUCUGUUGGAAAUGCCACAAAAAUGAUGAACUUCAGUAUGUCUGGGAAUAGAGUGAGCGGCAACAUUCCAAAGGAGAUUGGUAAUAUGAGCCAACUUGUAGAGCUAUUCCUGUUUGACAAUCAAUUAACAGGUUUCAUUCCUCCAACAUUGUUUAACAUCUCGUCUCUACUUUCUGUGUCUCUGGCAAACAAUAGCCUUUCCGGUUCUCUCUAG
Messenger RNA from Solanum verrucosum, 951 nucleotides. Its product is annotated as probable leucine-rich repeat receptor-like protein kinase At1g35710. Lineage: Eukaryota; Viridiplantae; Streptophyta; Magnoliopsida; Solanales; Solanaceae. Gene Ontology annotation, biological process: protein phosphorylation. The record is from RefSeq and is a predicted model, not a curated record. Gene Ontology annotation, molecular function: protein binding; protein kinase activity; ATP binding. The coding region runs from base 1 to 951 and encodes 316 amino acids. The transcript is spliced from 3 exons.